AUGGUGUUGCUGCGGCUCGCGCGCAGUUUCCUGCUGCUCCUUUCUCCAGCGAGGCGCCAAGAUCCUCACCUUUCUUCUGAGCAUGAGCAAAUUGAGAAUCAAAUUAAUGACCAGCAUCAGCUUGAAGACUCCUCGCGCUUAUCUUCGUCAUCGUCAUCAUCGUCAGGACUGUCAAGCGGCCAUCCCAAGUCCGCCAAUUUUUUUGGCGCCGGCACCGGCGCGCCGGGCAACAAGAAGAACAAAAAUCACAGUGGCGGCAGCGGCACCUCCCGGGCGCCCUUGACAUCCCUGCCUCAGCCGUUACUGCAGAGCAUCCUCAUCUCCGCCGCGGGAAGCGCAGGCGGUGCCGUACGUUCCUGCCGGGCCCUACGCGACGCCUGGCGCUCGGCACUGUCGGAUCCCGUCCUGGCGGCGAAGUUCCUGGUUAAUCGGCACGGUCGAGGCGCGGCGGCGAUUUAUGCCUAUUCAGGAAGCUUCGGCGGUGGCGGCGGUGAUGACAGCGGCGGCGGCGGCGGCACCAUCUUCCGAGCGCUGCUGCGUGGCCUGCCCCUGGAGCGGCACGACGAGGCAGCACUCGCGUUCGUACGAGCUCUGGCAUCGGAAGGGGCCGUCGGCUUGGUGGCGACGGCGGCGGCGGCGCCGCUGCCGCUGCCGCCGUCGCCGACAGGAGGACAGCAGCUGCAUCCUCUGCUAGUGCCGCUACCGCCGCUGCAGCCGCCGCUGCAGCACCAGGAACCCCUUCCACAACUGGAAGCGCCGCCGCCACCGCUGCAACCGCAACAACUACCGCCGCCGCCGCUGCCGCCGGCACCGGUGCAGGAGCCGUACCAGCUCCGUGCGUUGCUUGGCGGCGGCGGCGGCGGCGGCGACGAUGGCCAGGAAGCCCUGGUAGCCCUUCUGCGCGGCGCCGCGCGCGCCAAUCACGCCGCCGUCGUACGGGAGCUCGUAAACGCCGGCGCGCCGACGCUAGCCGUCGUGGCGGCGAUGCAGGCCGCCUGCUGGUGUGGCAACGAGCCUCUGGUACGGCAACUGCUGCAGGCUGUCGGCCUGGUGCGAAACGGCAUCGACGGCGUCGUCGCUCCGGAGCAUCUGCACGACACGAACGCGGCGGAGCUGACGGCGGCGGCGGCGGCGGCGGCGACUUGGACGGCGGCCGAGCACUGGUCAGAAGCCGACGCCAGGCUGCUCCUGGCGCCGCCGCUCGCUGCCGCAAGUCAAGGUCGUACACCACGUCACGUAGCUGUGUUGGAGCUGCUGCUGGCUGCCGGCGCUGACCCACGGGUCAGCGGCAGUGAGGCGCUCGUCCGGGCGUGCGCCGCCGGCGGCACCGCCGCCAUCCGGCUGCUACUGCGUGCCGGCGCUGACCCACGGGCCAGUCGGUGCCGGCCGCUCGUCGCCGCCGCCGAAGUCCUACGCGUACGCGCGACGGCGCAGCUGAUCGCCACAGGCUCGUAUUCGUACAGCGACCUGUCGGCUGCAGCACGGGAGCUGUUAGUGCCGCCGCUGGUGUCAAGGUGCGCGUCGCUGGCGGCGCUGCUACUGCCGUGGCUAACCGUGGGCGCGCUACUGCUGACGGCCUCUGCGCCCGUGGUUUUCGCGUGCGUGUUGUUGUGCUUGUGGAACGGUUUGUGGGUGGUUUCGGCGCUGUCCGUUGUGGGGUACGGCUUGGGCCUUGCGCUGGCGGCGGCGGCGGUAGGGCUGGCGGCAGGUAUGGCGCUGGCGGCGUGGGCGACGUCUACGGCAUUACUGCUACAGUUUCUGGUCCGGGCGCUACUGCGGCGAAGCGCGAUGGACGGCGCUGCCGCCGCCGCCGCGGCGGCGGCGGCGGCAACGGCUGCUGCUGCGGCGGCAGCGGGACAAGCCGCGGCGGCGGCGGCGGCGGCGGCGCCGACGGCUGACCUCUAG
Molecule: messenger RNA, 1905 nt
Organism: Volvox carteri f. nagariensis
Lineage: Eukaryota; Viridiplantae; Chlorophyta; Chlorophyceae; Chlamydomonadales; Volvocaceae
Exons: 1
Coding region: 1-1905 (634 amino acids)
Molecular function (GO): protein binding
Source: RefSeq, a predicted model, not a curated record